Messenger RNA from Cryptosporidium muris RN66, 669 nucleotides. RefSeq lists its product as uncharacterized. Lineage: Eukaryota; Apicomplexa; Conoidasida; Eucoccidiorida; Cryptosporidiidae. The record is from RefSeq and is a predicted model, not a curated record. The coding region runs from base 1 to 669 and encodes 222 amino acids. The transcript has 2 exons.
AUGAAAGCUAAGUGGAUGAAUGCCUUUAAUCUUAAUGAAAUGAAAAACUCAAAAAUAGAUCGUGAACAUAAUAAUAGAGAUCACCUUAUUGAAUAUAAUUCAAUAUUAUGGCAUUGUAUUACUAUAAUAAUUAUAUCAAUAAUUUUACCCUUACUAGCUAUUAAUUCACUUAUAAAUAUCACAGUUAUUGCAAUCAUAAUUGGAAUUAUUGUAAAUAGAAUUAUUGGAUGCUUAUAUUUAACUCAAUUUCUUGAAUAUAUAGGUAAUUUACAAGAAACUUGCGAUAUUAAUUCUAAAUGGCCCAUUAGUUAUAUAAAAUAUUUAGUAUUCGAUAUGUUUAUAUUUAUGAUAUCAGCUAUAUUUUCAAUAUUACAUAGGGUUACACCAGUUCCAAGAUCUCCUAUUAGUUUAAUAUUUGUAUUAUGUUCAAUAUUUAAUAUUACUCUACUUAUAAUAUUGGCAAUUAGAAUUAUUAUUAUACCCCAUAGAUAUGAACAAUUCAAUUAUUUUACAGAUAUAGAUACUUUAUUAUUUACAAUAUAUGGAUUAAAUAUUAUAGUUGAUGUAUUAUAUAUUACAGUAUCUUCAUUAAUAUCAAGUGAUAUUGAAUGUCAAAAUAUCCCAUUACAAGAUAUUGGAAUAGUAGAACCUCCGCGCUCCAGUGUAUAA